CAUUUCCCAGAUACCCAGGGAGAACCGGUAGUUAGAGAUAAAAGAGGCGACAACCGGAAACAGAAGGAGUAUCUCCUGGUCACACACACUUCUUCUUCAGACAGGGGUUCUGCAUUUUUAGACUACUGACUUCACCGACCAAACUUUUUAUCAGGUUUAAGGAUGGAAACACAGAUCCAGGUCAUCGACAGAUUACGGGAAAGUUUUCGUAGAGGAAUCUCCAAGCCGGAGCAGUUUCGUCGAGAACAGCUGAACAGCCUCAUCUCCAUGAUUAGAGACAAUGAAGAGCUGUUUCUGAAGGCUGUGCACAAAGACCUAAACAAGCCAAAAUUUGAGGCCAUCAUGUCUGAGAUGGACAUUCUGUUCAAUGAAGCCCACUACGCCCUGAGUAACUUGAAAACCUGGAUGCAGCCAGAGUACGUUGGCAAAAACAUGGCCACAAAACUAGACGACUGUUUUGUACGGAGGGAGCCGUUGGGAGUUGUGUUAAUAAUCGGGGCGUGGAACUACCCUGUGAACCUGACCCUGAUUCCCAUGGUCGGAGCCAUCGCAGCAGGAAACUGUGUCAUCAUCAAACCUUCAGAGGUCAGCGCCGCCACAGAAAGUCUGAUCGCAGAACUUGUCCCCAAAUAUCUGUCGCAGGAGUGUUACGCAGUAAUUCGUGGUGGACCAGAGGAAACCAAAGCUCUUCUAAAGAAUCGGUUCGACCACAUUUUCUACACAGGUUCUCAAACCGUGGCCCGCAGCAUCAUGCAGGCAGCAUCUGUCCACUUGACACCAGUCACCUUGGAGCUGGGGGGCAAGUGUCCGACCUUCAUCUACGGUAAAGUGGACUUCAAAGCGGCCGCUCAACGCCUGGUGUGGGCCAAGUUCUUCAACUCUGGUCAGAGCUGCGUGGCCCCCGACUACCUGCUGUGCUCGCGGGCCACGCAGGACGCUCUGGUUCCAGCAAUCAUUGAAGCCCUGAAGAAGUUCUACGGGGAGGACCCUCAAACCACUCCGGACCUGACCCGGAUGGUGACCUUGAAACACUGGAACAGAGUGAUGGAGCAGCUCAAGAGCUCCAAAGGCAAAAUCGUGGUGGGAGGAGAGAGCAACCAGGAGGAGAAGUACAUCGCUCCCACAGUCGUUGUGGACAUCACAGCAGACGACUCGUUGAUGGAUCAGGAGAUCUUUGGCCCCGUCCUGCCCAUCCUGACUUUCGAGUCUCUCCAGGAAGGCAUCGACUUUGUCAACACUAAAGAGAAGCCAUUGGCUCUCUAUGUUUACUCUGACGAAUCAUCUGUGGUGAGAAAGGUGCUGGAGGAGACGAGCAGCGGAGGAUUUUGCUCCAAUGAUGGGAUCAUCCACAUGGCAAUACCAACUCUGCCCUUUGGAGGAGUAGGUGUCAGUGGUUCAGGCAGUUAUCACGGUCGCUGGAGCUUUGAGACGUUCAGCCAUCGGAGGGCGUGCAUGAUGCGCGGCUGGGCCCUGGAGAGGCUCAACAGUUUGCGUUACCCCCCGUACGACGAAAACAAACUGAGCUGGCUGCGCUGGACGACGUCACCCAAGAGCAGCUGCAACAUUUUGUGAAGUGUGUGUGAGGACACAAAAAAUUCUAUCUUCUAUUUUAUUUAUUCUAUCAUCUAUUUUAACCUGUUACAGUCCGUGGUUGGGUCGAUGGUUUGUAUUAACUCACCUGUUAACUAAUGUCACUUUUCUCUCGUACCCUGAUCUUUCACCAGCCAAUCUCUGUGACACUGUGACCUUGUGGCAUCACUGAAGGUCAUUUCAAAUCCGUUGUGUUUCAGACUUGGUUCUACUGUGUUUCUACUAAGUGUUAACCUUUUUGUAAAGUGGUUUUUAUUGUUACACCGUACUUGCUCAACUUGCACACAAAUCUUGGUGUAGUGCUUUAACUGUAAUGUCUUUUGUAUUUCUGGUCCACUGUCUUGAUUUGAACAGACCAGUUUUUAUAUCAUUUACUAAAAUCUAAAUAAAUAACAUUUUUAUUCUAA
Molecule: messenger RNA, 1997 nt
Organism: Cynoglossus semilaevis (tongue sole)
Lineage: Eukaryota; Metazoa; Chordata; Actinopteri; Pleuronectiformes; Cynoglossidae
Gene: aldh3b1
Product: aldehyde dehydrogenase 3 family, member B1
Exons: 10
Coding region: 163-1572 (469 amino acids)
Biological process (GO): aldehyde metabolic process
Cellular component (GO): cytoplasm
Molecular function (GO): 3-chloroallyl aldehyde dehydrogenase activity; aldehyde dehydrogenase (NAD+) activity
Source: RefSeq, a predicted model, not a curated record